Molecule: messenger RNA, 1188 nt
Organism: Ogataea philodendri
Lineage: Eukaryota; Fungi; Ascomycota; Pichiomycetes; Pichiales; Pichiaceae
Exons: 1
Coding region: 1-1188 (395 amino acids)
Molecular function (GO): RNA binding
Source: RefSeq, a predicted model, not a curated record
AUGCCUCCUAAAACCAAAGUUAAGAUGGAUCUAGGCUCGUUCCUUGCGGACGAAAGCUUCGGAGGUUCGUGGGCGGACGAGGAGUUCGACAUGAACACUCUGGAGGUGCCUGUUUCCAAGCCUACGGGCGGCAGAAGCGGUGGUUUCGAAGAGAGAGAUUUCGAAAGAAGAGAGUAUCCUGUUCCAGAUAGUCCUCCAUACACGGCCAGAAUCAACAAUCUGCCACGCGAGAUUCUGGACGAUGACGUUCAGGGCUUUUUCGCAGACAAUUUGAAGAUGAUCGACCCUUUUGACGAGAUAUUAGAUUUCCAUGCCCCUAAGGACCAGCAGACCGGUACCCUUAGAGGAUUUGCGUUUAUUACUUUUAAAAACAGAAAGACAUUAGAGGACGCUCUGAAGCUGUCGGGACAGGACUUGGGCGGCCGUGUUGUGUACGUGAGCGUGGCUGCUCCUUCGAAAGACUCGUUUGGGGGCCGUGGAGGCCGCCAGCCUCAGGCAGAGAUCGACUGGGGAUCGAUGCGUGACGGCCCAAGAGCCGAACAGCGUGGAGACAGAUUCCAAGGGGGACGUGCUGCCGAGCCGGAUUGGGGAGCUGCUAGAACCAGGGCCGACGCUCCAGAGGCAAGAAGAGACCGGUUCCCAAGAAGAGAACGAGCUCCUGAGCCAGACUGGUCUGUUGUCCGUGACAGCGCAAAUAAUGUUCCUGAGCCACGGGGCGACCGUUUCGGACCUCGCAGAGAGCCAAGAGAGCCAAGAGAGCCUCGCGUCCGUGCUCCAGAGCCAGACUGGAGCGCUAUCAGAAAUAGAGAGCCUGCUCGUGUGGAGCGUGCUGAACGUCCAGAGCGUGCUGAGCGUGCAGACCGUCCUCCAAGAAGAGAGCGUGCUCCAGAGCCAGAUUGGAGCGCGGCCAGAAACUCUGUGGCCGAGAGCGCUCGCAGAAAGAGCGACACCACAUUCAAGCCAAAGCCAAAGAAACAGGAGCCUGCCAUCGAUUGGAGCAAUCUCCGUGGCUCUGCUCUGAAUAAGGAAAAGCCAAGAGAAGCAUCCAAGUCGGGAGCUAAAGAAACCAAGCAGAUCAAGACCGAUGGUCCUAAACAGUCUUCUUUCAAUGUUUUGAGCGUCGAUGACGAUGAAGACGAAGUGGAAGAAGCAGAAGCUGGAAUAAAAAAGCUGUCGGUUGAAAAUUGA